Messenger RNA from Lachancea dasiensis, 2103 nucleotides. The record is from the annotation of a GenBank genome assembly. Lineage: Eukaryota; Fungi; Ascomycota; Saccharomycetes; Saccharomycetales; Saccharomycetaceae.
AUGGAUUCGAUAGUGGCUCUGCCGGUGAAGAUUCCACCUGGACUUUUGAGACCUCUCGCAUACCGUGUCUUGUCAAAGAAAUACGGGCUCAAUAUCAAAUCAGAUGGGCUCGCAGCCUUGGCUGAGUAUAUUGGAACGAGAUUUGGUAUCAAUUGGCGCAAGGAUAGCGGGACUUUUCAGUUUCUGGAGCAGUUUGCCGCGAUUUGGGACCAGCAGGAACGAGGUCUGUUCAUCGACAAAGCAGGGGUCGAAGAAGUGAUUCGAGAGGUAAGGGAGAGAAGUAGACCCGUGGAGCGGUCGGAUACGGAUUUGCCUAAAAAUUUGGAUCGUGCGAAACCGAUUGAUAAUGGCAACUCCGAGGGUGCUUUUAAGCUCAAGACGUUAGACACUCUUCUCGCACACCGAGGAGGUGCUUCUGGAGAGCCUGAUGUGCUAGAGGCGGGCACGCAGACUCAGUCCCCAAUUGAAGAAAUUGAGGUCGACGAGGAUCCCCAAGAUGGGCCAGGACAGCCGGAAGAGCCAAUCAUAGAUUGGCAAGCCCAUUACAAGUUUGUGAAUGCCCACAGCCAACAGAAAUUCGUUUACGACAUAACAACAAGACAAUACCGGCUUAAGGUUCCAAAAAAUGAUAAGACUUCAAUGUUACCCCCCGAGACAUCAAAUGUGUCUCUGUAUGCCACGCGGUACCACAUUGUCAAAGACCGCACAAUGCGGAACGAAAUGUUUCAAGGCGGUGGGGACGCAUUUCAGCCACUGUCCUCAAUGACCAACCUCAACGACUCUAUGAGAAAUGACAGCACGCAGACUAUGACCAUUACGCAAAUCAAAAACAUGUUGGGAAGAGAUGGAAAGAGUUUUCUCAUCCUGGGUCUCCUGAGAACCAAUGCAAAGGGCAUUUGGUCUUUAGAGGACCCCUCUGGUUCUGUAGAAAUAGACAUAUCUCAGGCGAUACCUACAGAAGGUACCUUUUACGUGCCGGGGUGUAUCGUCUUGGCUGAAGGAAUCUAUUAUUCAGCCAGCCAAAAGUUAUAUGUUGCCUCCGUGGUACAUCCUCCUGGAGAGAGGCGAGAUGUGACCAUGGAUGCCAUAGGAAACUUAGAUCUUCUCGGAGUUCACCAGCUCUCUAAUCCCUACUACAUUUCAAGACUCGACAAAGAUCUGAAAAUCAGGCUUCAUCUACUUGAGAGGGAGAUGAGCGAUCACCGAGUUGUGAUAUUAGGAGCGGACAUUUUCCUUGAUCGGAUUCACAUAAUGGAGGCAUUGCGCAAAGUGCUCACCAAACUGGAAACAGAUCCUCCACUCGCAAUAGUUUUCCAGGGCUCUUUCACCUCAACGCCUUUAUUCCCAGUGAUGAACAGUAAAAACAUCAGUGCUACGACCGCCUACAAAAACAAUUUCGAUGCAUUGGCCUUAUUGCUAUCGAAUUUCGAACGCCUCAUUAAUGAGUCAACGUUCGUCUUUGUGCCAGGUCCCAAUGAUCCAUGGACCUCCAUGGUAAGUCUGGGUACGACGGGGAUCUGGCCACAAAGACCCAUUUCUAGCAAGUUUGCCCAGCGUGUCAGCAGAGUGUGCAAGAAGGUAAUAUGGGCUUCCAAUCCUGCGCGUAUUGUGUAUUUAUCUCAAGAGUUGGUAUUGGUGAGAGACGACAUGAAUGGACGAUUUAAAAGACACAACAUUUUAUUUCCGGCAGUGAUCGAUGAAGAGCACGAGGGUGAAGCUGAAGCAAGUUUUACGCAGGACUCCCUCAUGCAGGAGAUCAAUGACAACUAUGAAGGUAUAGAUCAGCUUGUUAAAUCCCAAGACCAGCUUUCGGCGGGCGUACGAGAGGCACGCAAGCUGGUAAAAACAAUACUGGACCAAGGCCACCUGUCGCCGUAUGCAUCGCUCGUGCGACCCGUCGUGUGGGACCUAGACCACACAUUGCAUUUAUCACCCAUUCCAACGGCAUUGAUCCUAGGCGACACAACCGCAUCGCAGUUCGAAGUAACUUAUAACGGUUGCAAGGCUGCUAACACAUCAACAUUUGUACAUAAGCGUUCGGCAAGAUACCUGGAGUACAUCCCGUCAUCUAGGAAAGUUGUUCAGGAUGAAGUUUAUUUUUGA